AUGGCGGAGGCAUCUACGGGGGAGCGCCCCCUCGUCCUUGCCGCCGCCGCCACUGAACCGAGGAAACCAAAGCCUGCUCCGAGGCGAUUCGUGAAGUCUCAGAUUCCAGAGUCGAUUCUCAACGACCCCGCGCUCAACUCCGCCAUCUCCCUCCUCCCUUCGAACUACAACUUCGAGGUCCACAAGUGCGUCCAUCGCGUCCGCUCCUCCUCGGCCCGCCGCGUUGCCCUCCAGUUCCCCGACGGGCUGCUCAUGUACUCCCUCCCUCUGGCGGACAUCCUCCGCUCCUUCGCCGGCGCCGACGAGGUCGUCGUCCUCGCGGAGCCCACCUACGGCGCCUGCUGCAUCGACGACCUCGCCGCCGCCGCCCUCAGCGUGGACCUCCUGAUCCACUACGGCCACAGCUGCCUCGUCCCGGUCAGUUUCUCCAAGGUUCCCACCCUCUACGUCUUCGUCGACAUCAAGGUCGACGUUGCUCGCCUCGUGGAGGUCGUCAGGUCCAACUUCGAGCCCUCGACGAGGCUGGUUCUCGCCGGGACCGUGCAAUUCAACUCCGCCGUCCACUCUGCGAGAGUAUCGCUCUUGGAGGAGCACGGUUACCAGGUCUUGGUGCCGCAGGCUAAACCCCUGUCAGCCGGGGAGGUCCUCGGAUGCACUGCUCCGACGGUGGGCAGGAGCAAUGGCGGAGCGGAAGCCCUCGUCUUCGUCGCAGACGGCCGAUUCCAUCUCGAGGCCUUCAUGAUAGCCAAUCCAGAGAUCAAGGCCUUUCGCUACGACCCCUAUGUCGGGGUUCUUUUCCUGGAAGAGUACGAUCACGCGGGGAUGAAGGCGGCGAGGAAGCAGGCGAUUAUGGCGGCCCAGAAGGCGAGGAGAUGGGGCGUGGUCUUGGGGACCCUGGGGAGGCAGGGGAGCACUAGGGUUUUGAACCGGAUCUUGGGGCGGAUGGAGGAGAAGGGGAUGGAUUACACGGUGGUGCUGAUGUCUGAGUUGUCUCCGGCGAGGAUUGAGCUGUUCGGAGACUCAGUGGACGCCUGGGUGCAGAUCGCUUGCCCUCGGUUGUCGAUAGAUUGGGGGGAGGCCUUCAAGAAGCCUCUUCUGACGACUUUCGAGUUGGAGAUCGCCAUGGGCUUCCUCCCAGGUUGGUGGGAGAACAGGAGGCCGCCGGCGGCACAGGGCUCUAGUCCCUGUGGCGCCACGAGGAAGGAGGAGAAUGGAUCGGCCAGCUGCGGCGAUGGUUCAUGCGGUCCCAGCGGCAAGUCCGUGGAGGCAGAGGAAAAAGAAGGCCACUAUCCCAUGGAUUAUUACGCCCAAGAUGGAGGAGACUGGAACGGCUCAUACGCCAAGCACAGGACCCCAGCUGACGGUAGAAUGCCUUCUCAGUCUCCCGAAGGUAAACCGGAUCUUCCUCCACCAUGA
Messenger RNA from Spirodela intermedia, 1416 nucleotides. NCBI's taxonomy places the organism in Eukaryota, Viridiplantae, Streptophyta, Magnoliopsida, Alismatales, Araceae. The record is from the annotation of a GenBank genome assembly.